This is a messenger RNA of Phycomyces blakesleeanus NRRL 1555(-), 639 nucleotides long. RefSeq lists its product as hypothetical. The record is from RefSeq and is a predicted model, not a curated record. Bases 1 to 639 code for a protein of 212 amino acids. The transcript has 5 exons. Lineage: Eukaryota; Fungi; Mucoromycota; Mucoromycetes; Mucorales; Phycomycetaceae.
AUGUCUUGGAAGCAUGAUAGUAUGGAUAUUAUAUGUUCUCAAAAGUUGAAAGUCAGUUAUGAGAAUGGUUGUAUAUGGCAUUCCAGUGGUGAUAAAAUACAAAAAAAAAAUGUUAUUGGUUUUUGGUGUCGAUUUUUAUGGUGUUGUGAAAUUGAUAAGACUAUCAUCCAAGUCAUAAUGCCGCCUGAUCCCUUUCUGUCGCAUCUUUUGGUUUUUGGCUUUGAUGAGAGGAUAAAUUCAGAUCCUUUGAGAGUAGUAUUUACUUUAAGAAAAUUAUUCUUGCUUGUAUUUGCUACGAUUCAAAUACAUGUAGUGCGAUGGUUAGAUUACAUGCCUGAUAUUGUUAAUCUGCCAGUGUUAGUAGUGAACAGAGAGCAUUGUCUGAUUGAGGUUAUGGACUUUACUCUACUCAAUUUUGGUGUAUAUACCAUAGCAAUGUUUACUAGAAAUCUGGACCAACUUGAUCAGAUAAGAGAUUUACAUCAGUCUACCGUAAAAAUCAUAUUGUCUAGAUAUAAUUUCAGUAUGUUCUCUAUACAUGAAUCUAUUUUUUUUUGUUCGUUAUUUUUGCUGUUGCUGAUAUUCCAUCAAUAUAACAUUACGGCUUCUGAUGAUUUAAAACACUACCCCUUUUUGUAG